AUGCAUGAGGUCGAAGUCUGCAACCCACUCUACUUGUUCAUAUCUCUUUUAAGUAUUAGAAACCUUAACCAAGAUGACGUCCAACUUAUAGUUGGUUCUGGCUGUGGUGGCGGAGUUGCGGCGGCAAUCCUCGCCGCCUCCGGUCAAAAAGUGGUGGUCCUUGAGAAAGGCCAUUAUUUUGUGCCGGAAGAUUAUUCUGGCCUAGAAGGACCUGCAUUUAAUGAAAUGUACCAAGUAGGAGGGAAACUAACAACCCUUGAUGGAAAAGUCUUCAUCUUGGCUGGAUCAACUGUUGGUGGAGGAAGUGCUGUGAAUUGGUCAGCUUCAAUUAAGACUCCUGAUCACGUUCUUAAAGAAUGGUCCACCAAGCAAAAGAUUCCACUCUAUGGAAGUUCUGCUUAUCUUUCAGCCAUGGAUGCUGUGUUUAAGAGGCUUGGAGAUGGAGCUGUGAGGAAGAGAUGCAGGGGAGUGAUUGCGGCUGUGGAAAGCAAAAACAGCACAAACAGGAUGCUGGAAAUCGAGGUAAGGGUCACGUUUUCGGCCUGUGGCGCUAUUUUGACGCCGCCAUUGUUAUUGAAUUGUGGACUAAGGAACAAAAACAUUGGUCGUAAUCUCCAUCUCCAUCCUGUUCUCAUGGCCUGGGGAUAUUUUCCAGAAUCUGGCUCAGAAGUUAAGGGAAAAUGUUUCGAGGGAGGAAUCAUCACUCGCGUGCACAAAGUGAACGCUGGCGAUUCCAAUGCCGAUUGUAUCAUUGAAUGCGCAGCAAUGGGCCCAUCAUCCUAUGCAUCUUUGGUGCCAUGGACAUCCGGAAGCGACAUGAAAGAGAGAAUGCGAAAAUAUUCGCGAACAGCAUCUACAUUUGCGCUGGUUACAGAUCAAGGUUCUGGAGAAGUGAUGGAGGAGAGUCGGAUCAAGUAUCGUUUGGAUGGAGUUGACAAGGAAAACAUCAAAGUUGGGCUAAGACAGGCUUUAAGGAUUCUAGUUGCUGCGGGAGCAGUUGAGGUAGAAACUUUCAGAAGUGAUGGACAGAAACUAUGCUGUAAAGGGAUUAAGGAUAUGGAUUUGGAAGAGUUUCUGGUCAAUGUUACGGCACUUCCCGGGCCGAAAUCCAAGUCAGAGGAAUGGGGAAUGUAUUGUUCUGCUCAUCAAAUGAGUAGCUGUGGAAUGGGAGCUAAUGAAGAGGACGGUGCAGUUGAUGAGAAUGGUGAAUGCUGGGAAGCAGAAGGCUUGUUUGUAUGUGAUGGAAGAGUCAUUCCUACCGCCAUUGGUGUUAAUCCCAUGAUUACCAUCCAAUCUACUGCUUAUUGCCUUUCUAAGAGAAUUGCUGAAUUGCUAAGAGAAGGGAAGCACUAUCUAGACGAUUAUAAUUGA
Oldenlandia corymbosa var. corymbosa is the source of this 1371-nucleotide messenger RNA. NCBI's taxonomy places the organism in Eukaryota, Viridiplantae, Streptophyta, Magnoliopsida, Gentianales, Rubiaceae. The record is from the annotation of a GenBank genome assembly.